AGGGAAAUCUAUUGGUCUCUCUCGGUCUUGGUCAUCGCAUAAUAAAUCUUCACGGAAAAUUGUAAAGGGUGGAAGGGCACAGCGAGAACGAGAGCCGAGUAGUGAAACUCUCUCUCUCUAUUAGAAUCAGGCGAGAAAAGGGAAGAAAAUCCCCAGAGAAAAGCGUAAAAUCAGAGUGUUAAGAGGGAGAGCAGAUCUUCCAUGAAAAGAUACCUCUGAGAAGAUCCCACCUUCUGCUGUCCGUAUACUGGUAAAACCAAUACACAGCACAACCCAAUUGCUCCUCCGCCUUUCUGUAGAUUGAUUCCCAUUUCUCUCGUUCGUUCCCUCCCUUUUUCUCCUCCCCUUCUGUAAGUCCUCUCCUCUUUGCCAGGGAUAGUUGAAAGGGUUUUCUCAUUUUUUGUUUUUGUUCCCUAAGAGUAGAGAUAGAGAUAUAGAGAGAGGGCGGAGAUGUUUGGAGCGGCCACAGAAAGGUCUUCUUUCUGUUGCUUCCAUCCUGGAGUGUUGGCUGUCAAUGUGGGUCUUGCUUCUGUCGACUGCAUUCUCGCCUUCCUUGCAUUCUAUCAGGUGUUUCAUGUACUGGUUGGUUCUUCUAAUCUUGGAUACUUUCUUUAUUUCGCAACAAGUCCCAUAGCCUACCAUAACAAAUGGCUAUGCUGGUCAUACGCCUGUGGUUUUAUCCUCAUGGCCUUCUCCAAGAUUUUGUUUUUUGCGGCAUUUCUUCUGCUUUUGUCCUUCUGGGUGGACCUUUGUCAUCAGGCUGAUGAUGAGGAUUAUGAGGAGGAAGACUUCAGUUUCUAUGAACCUUUGUUGGAAAUGCCACCAGAGCACUCAGGCUCAAUGCACGGAGAAUCUCAGAGAGCAUGUUUACCAUUUCGCUCGAUCCGUGUUGGAAGUCGUCAAAGAGUUGUAAUUUUGGUCAUUGUUCUUGCAUUUGUUUUAACAAUGACAUGUGUGGCAUUAUUCUGGAUUGACAUGAGCAAUGGCUUUACUCAUUCAUCAUUAUUGGCCAUGGUCUAUGAAGAUAUAGCUGACGUGGUAAUGCUAUUGCUAGGUGGAGCGUUGGCUUGUUACGGCCUUAUACUGUACCUGAAAAUGAGGCGAGUGAGAUCAGAGAGAGCUGCCUCGGACAUAUGGAAGGUAGCAGGCUUGGCAGUUGUAGCUGUUAUAUGUUUCACCACCAGUGCUCUUGUUGCUUUUUUGGCUAAUAUUCCAGUUCGUUACAACUGGCAGCAACUUGACGGAAAUGGUCUUCUUACUUCUGUUUUAUUGAUUCUAUACUAUUUCAUAGGUUCUUCUGUACCCUCAGCAUUUCUGCUGUGGAUAAUGAGAGAACUACCACCACCUUUAGUGUCUAACGUACCUGAAGAAUCAAUGACAAUUACUUUUGUUAGUGAUAGUGCCGGAGUGACGCACAAUCCUCAGCGAUGGACUACCUCAGCAAGCUUGCAGAACCAGGUUUGCAUUCUCUGUAUGCACUUAACUAGCAUGCCUACAAGUUGUUUAUACAUGUGGUAGCUGUGGCCCUUAGGGUUAUAUAUAUUCACGACAACAACAACUAUUGUGUGUGCUUGAGGGUGACGCUUUAUUUUUGUUAGACAAAGUCUGACUAAUUUGCUUGAGCUGUCAAUUUCUUUUCCUUCUUCCAAACCCUGUGCUAGUGAAAGUAAAGCCCAUGGAUGAUGCAUGAUACCGAAAUGUUGAUUGAUUUGCCAGCGGGGUGAAAAGCAAGCAAUACUUUCUCCUGAAGCAAGACAGAGAUUGUCUGGAUCAAAAAGUUCGUCCUCCUCAUCAGAUCACAAAUUCUUGGACUGAAUCGAACGACCCUUUAUCACAGCCAGAAAAGAUGGAUAAAUCAACUUCUGCCCGUGCAUGUACUGCUUGGUGUUUGGUUUGCCUUCCAAGAAGAAUGUAUUUAGUUCUUGUCUUAACCUGUGUUCUUCCACGCCAAAAUUUGCCUGAUACAAAUAGGAAGGAUAUGGUUACUUGAGAUGAGAACUGUUAAACCAGGGCAGACGGAUGGGAUAACUGUUGGUUUUCGAGUGCAGGUAUCAAGAGCCAGUCCAAUAUAGUCGGAGGGGGGAAGGACUAACCUGAACUGUCUUGGUGACCGGAACUGGUGAAUUGUUCUAUGAAAGUUUGAACGGUGAAGUUCCAUUGAUGAUGACAACCGAAGAAGGGGAAAGAAAGGAGAUGAGGGGAAGAUUAACCCUAAGGUUUUGCCGGCCUACCAUUGCUUCUGACUUCUGUAUGUAAAUAACAGAAGGCUUUAACAUUUAUUUUUCACCUCUUUCUUGUUUCUCCCUCCUUCCUUCCCUCAUAGUCUCAUUAUCCUGGAUGAUCCAACCUAGCUUAACCUGACAUUCAGCUGCUAGCAUUUUCUAUAAUGCUUACAGGAUGCUUGUUAUGAUUCUUUUGAAGCAAAAAAAACUUAGAGAGAUGAUGGUGUAACUGAAUCUGGUGUUAAUUCUUUGCUUCUGCUCAGUAUGUUAUGAGAAUUUUGUUCUCAAGAGUUGAGUUAGCCCUUUAUUUCUAGCUCUGCAGCCUGCAGGAGACUUGUGUUGUGGUGGAUACAGUAUCCAAU
Molecule: messenger RNA, 2584 nt
Organism: Linum tenue
Lineage: Eukaryota; Viridiplantae; Streptophyta; Magnoliopsida; Malpighiales; Linaceae
Source: the annotation of a GenBank genome assembly